AAGGGGAGAACUGGUGGCCUGGCUUGGCCUUGCAUAACGCACGUUUGAGUGCUGCAGGCAGGGCUCAGAGCUCAGCGCUCCUGUGUGACACACGGGGCCCGGCGGGGCAGGGGGCAGUGCCUGACCACAGCCAUGACUUAGAGCAGGAAGGGCCAUUGGUUCACGCCGGCCACACCGCUGUGCCUCCGUAAGGUGUCAGGGUGUCUUUGUGCCUGUGUGGCUCCUGUGGGAACAAGGGAGAGACUGAGAGAGCGACUCAAAUGGCCUCUCUGAACAACAUGGUUCUUCCUGCAGUCCUGGAGACUCGCUCUCAGAGGGAAAUGAUUCCACAUGAAUUGCAUGGACCGCUCUCCCACAGCAGGUGUGACUUCCAUUGCUUAAGACUGAAAUCUGUGUCCAUCCAACCUUAGGAACAGGACAUUUCCCCUCUCACCACCACUCUCCUCUCUACCCCAUCCCCAUCCUCGCUCCGAGCCAAUCAGUGAGAGGGCACACUCUGUUAGCAAGACAAACUAAGACCAAGAGGGAGUGGAAAAGAGCCAGAAAAGACAGGGGGAAGCGUGGUACAAGAUUCUCAGACACCAUGAAGUCAAACCAGGAGCGGAGCAAUGAAUGCCUGCCUCCAAAGAAGCGUGAAAUCCCAGCAAGCACUCUGCCAUCAGAGGUUAGGCCUAUGGUGAUGGCGCCUGCAAGUGAUAGCCAGCGUGGGGGGAACCUGGCCUGGCUUGCCAGUCUGGCAAGCGGGCAUGACAGAGGGCGGCAGCACAUCAGCACCUCCGCAGAACCUGAGGGGCCUCAAUACAAACCAUUGUCAGCCAUGGCUGAAAGCGCACCUUCCUCAUCCACGCACUCAACCAGAGCUCUACCUACAGUGACCACAAUACCUGCAGUGUACACGUCACCCCUCUCUCAGCCUACUGGCACCAUCCAGUACACACCCCUGCCUCAUAAUCUACAUUUCAUCAGCUCUCCGUAUACUGCACCAUAUGCUGGCUACAUCUCUCCGCUAGUUCCCCAUUCGUCUGCCACCACUACCACACAACGUGAGGUUUAUGCCGGCACCUCCAUUUCUCCAGUAUCUAAAAUUGACCAUCACCAUCAUUUGGGCCGUUCAGGCCUGGUCACAACUGACAACACCUCUUCAGCCCACUCCACCCAAUACGUCCACAUUGCUGGUUCUCCUCUAAGCGUAUCCCCUCGGACUGCUCCAUCACCCCAUGCUCACUUGCCUCUACACUUACACCCUCACCACACGCUCCCCCUCAGUGGCCCCUCGCAGGUCUUAGUUCAGUACACAGAUGGACUUUUACCCAAGAGAGAGGAGACGAGGUCCAGGGUGGUGCUGAACGGAGAGCUGGAAAAGGACAGACGCUUUGGUCCAUCUCCCGAGUCCAGUGCAGGGAAGCAGGGCAGCACUGCCAAAGGGGGUUCCUCCUCCCAUCAGCACCACAUUCACCAGCAGCAGAGCCCACGUCACUAUGAGGCUCGGCAUGUGGUGCUACCUGCUGAAUAUGCGCAGGACAGUACAGCCAUGCGGACCUCGUUGGUGCUGGUUCCAAACAGUCAUAGCUCCAGUGUUGCUGAUCCCGGAGGUUCACUGGACAAGCUGCCUCCCCCAACAUCCCACACUGAAAAAGGAGGGAUUUGUGCAGGCAGACCUGUGUCCCGCAGUUCUUCCUCAUCUGUCUCCCUUCCAUUUCCUCCUCCCCCUCCACCACCUAUGGACAAUCUGAAGGGAGCAGUUGCCACACUGUCUCCCCAUGCAGUUAUCCAGACCACGCAUAACACCACAGAGUCACUCUCCCUGGGCCUCCCCUCCACCAAUUUCUACUCCACCCAGCAGCCCAUCAUUGGUUACAUUGCCGGCACAGGGCACCAGCAACCUCUCAGCUACCACACCAGCCUACCCCAGCACCUGGUCAUCCCUGGAACUCAGCCGGUCAUCAUCCCAGUAAGUGGAACCGAAGCUACUGCUACAUCGACCACAACGCACUUGUCUGCGGCACUGCCCCAUGCUUUCGUCACCUCAACGGCCCCCAAAGUGGAGAAUUUUGAACCUCCGGCUCUAUAUUCCCACCCUGCCCCAGCUGUGGUUCAAGCCCAGCUGCAUCUGCCUGUGGUUCCAGCCCCUGCCAGCCUGCUGACGACUCCACCACCACCCUCAGCCCCUUCCCUGCCCCCUUACUUCACAAAGGGCUCCAUCAUCCAGUUGGCAGAUGGGGAACUAAAGCGGGUAGAGGACCUGAAGACGGAGGAUUUCAUACAGAGUGCUGAGAUCAGCAAUGAGCUGAAGAUUGACUCCAGCACUGUAGAGCGUAUCGACAGCAGUCAUACACCUAACUUCGCUAUUAUACAGUUUGCUGUAGGAGAACAUCGCUCACAGGUCAGCGUGGAGGUUCUAGUAGAGUAUCCUUUCUUUGUGUUUGGCCAGGGCUGGUCAUCCUGUUGUCCAGAACGGACUAGCCAGCUGCUCGAGUUGCCAUGCACCAAGCUUUCAGUGGGUGACGUCUGCAUCUCCCUCACCCUGAAAAACCUGAGGAACGGCUCCAUUAAGAAGAGCCAGGGGCAAGUCUUGGAUGCGCCUACCCUUGGUCCACCCCUUAAAUCACCAAAAGCACUCUCAAGCGGCACACGUGGAGGUGUUCGGCACACAGAACAGGAAAAUGGACUUGGGCAAUGUGUAGAUCAGAGAGGUGGAGGCGGUCAAGGCAAUAGAGAGAAUGGAGAACUGAGGUUUGGCGAAAGAGACAUCUGCAAAGCACCACCGCUCACUGAAUCAGAGUCUGGCGGUAAACCCACAGGCCGUAAAAGGAGGUGGUCGGCCCCUGAGGGCUGCAAAGUAGAAAAUCCUGAAGGAGAGCCCCCUUUAACGUUCCCCAAGCCUUCCUUCAUCCCUCAAGAGGUUAAAAUCAGUAUCGAAGGCAGAUCAAAUAUUGGCAAGUGAACACGUAUUGGACUGUCAGAUUUUAAAAGCAAAAUUUGCCCUCAGAAUGUUUUUUUAUUUUUAGUUCUGAUUUGAUUUUCUAUCCAGAUUACUAUACUUAAAGGCUAAAUUGACUCGGUGUGUACAUGAUCACUUCUAACAUUGUAAUAGAUGCAUUCAAUAUUACACAAACAAUUGGUGCAAUUCAUUUGAUUGGUCAAAAUCAGGGCAGAUGUAGUCCAAGGUGAGAAAGUAAUGAGACAACUGAGCACUGCAUGAUAUCCUGAAGGCUUCAGUAUAUACAAUCAGUCACAGCUAACAAGGCUAAGUCUCUCUAGUCUCUCACCUAUGAUGUCCUAAGACAAACUUGGUUCAACUACACCUAGUGGCAAUUUAAACAUUCAUCUGCUGAGUGAACCUGAAAAUGUUAGUAAGGGAAGAUGAACAACUGGUGUGAAUAAAAAUAGCUAAUGGUGGCAGAACGGAAAUCACUCCUCCACUGGUUGCAGGAGUUUACAUGAUGUCAGCCAUCUUGUUUAACUGUGACUAAAAGAGACUAUCCAAAUCAAUCCUAACAAUAUAGAGCAGCAUCGUCAGCGCAGUUAGACUAGCAUAGAUUAUAUUAACAUUUAUUGAAAUGCAAGAAGAGGUUUCCAAAUACUAUGGUACCGGCCAAGAGAGAUGAUGUCAUUGAGCGGGGACAGUUGCCCCAUUGAAAGACGAAACUAUAAUUUUAAACAGGGAAGAUGGACGAGUCUAUUUUUAUAUAUCCAACUGUCUAACCUUUUAUUUAACUAUUUUUGUAGGUUUGCAUGUUUUAAUUUUCUGUCUCACUUUUCAAACCCUCCCAUCAUACCUUGAUGGGUAGAUUUUUCUUGUUUUUUUGUGAUGAAUGUGUAAACCUUGCAAUCAGGGGUAAUUUUUUACGUAGACACAGGAUGGGUUCUUUCUUGAUGCAUACAAACACAGUGGUGAGUAGUCCCUUGUUUUUAGUGCCGUCUCACCUGUUUUUUGUUCAAACAAAAGAAAGUAGAUUAUUUCGAAAGAAAGAGAGCGAAAGUUGUCUGAGGAGGAUGAGAUGAGUGUUGUCCUGAAGCACUUAGUUAACACCUGUCAUGCUCACUAGCUGAUAGUCAACUGAGUCAAAUGAUGAUGAUUAUUAUAUUAAUUAUUACUAUUAUUAUUACUGCUACUACUAUUUUCUGUUGAUCUUUUAACAUGAACACCGUACUGUAUGCUGUAUCAUGAAUUGGAUGUUGUGUGGCACUCUGUGGGAAGGUGAUUUGCUCACAAGGGUCGCCGUGAAAGGAUGAAUGUAACAGUUGAUGCAAGAGCAAACAAUGAGAUUUUGUCCCCAAGAGGACUGCUUUAAAGGAAGCACUUUUUUCAUUGCGUCUGAUUGGCUUAGCCAUCUGAAGCAAGUGGACGGCUUGAGUAAAGACGGGCACAAGAGGCCGUGGCCCUUUAAACAACUGCCAUUUAAGUCAUUUAAAGCAAAAAGAGUCAUGAAAGUGUGAAUGCAGAUGGAAAUAAAUACAGAGACUUGUUUAUAUAUUUACAAGAGAUAUGAGAGUUGACGUGAAAGUGAGAAACUGGCUACAGAAAUCUUUGGAUGAUCGAAGGGUGUCAUAUACCUGUUUGUUAGCAAUGUAUGUGGUCGUGCACGCAUGCGAGUUUGUGUGCAGCUGCGCACAGGCUUAUACACAUGUACACGGUUACGGUAAUUUUCAAUCAUGUUGAAAUAUGUCAUGUAUUUUUUUGUACAUUAACAUGUAUAGAGCUGCAAAUGCUAUAUCUAUCUUACUGUAUGAGAGCGUAAGACUACAUGAGCACGUUUUUAGUCCCGUCCCCCAAGACUCAUCGAACGUAUGUGAAAA
Rhinichthys klamathensis goyatoka is the source of this 4800-nucleotide messenger RNA. RefSeq names its product ataxin 1a (gene atxn1a). The coding region runs from base 584 to 2944 and encodes 786 amino acids. The transcript is spliced from 3 exons. Gene Ontology annotation, cellular component: nucleus. NCBI's taxonomy places the organism in Eukaryota, Metazoa, Chordata, Actinopteri, Cypriniformes, Leuciscidae. Gene Ontology annotation, biological process: negative regulation of transcription by RNA polymerase II; nervous system development. The record is from RefSeq and is a predicted model, not a curated record. Gene Ontology annotation, molecular function: protein binding; RNA binding.